This is a messenger RNA of Cricetulus griseus (Chinese hamster), 1203 nucleotides long. NCBI's taxonomy places the organism in Eukaryota, Metazoa, Chordata, Mammalia, Rodentia, Cricetidae. The record is from RefSeq and is a predicted model, not a curated record.
AGACGCAGGCCGGGGAAGAGGAAGGGGACGGGCCACUUCCGCCACUCUAUGGUUAGCUACAACAAAAGUGGCUGGCUAGAGGAGUCGGAGCCACCCCCGCCCCCGGGGGGGGAGUGGGGGGGCGCUCUAGGACCUCGCGUUUGUGAUGGCGGGGUCACGAAGUUGCGGUCGGCUUUUGCUCCGUGAGGGCGCCGUGGGGUCCGGCACCGGCACGCGUCCCCGGAUACCACCACGGUGGGCGUGGGAUGAAAUGUCAACCCCGGACGCCGGCUGUGGGAAGCGCCUUGGGCUUGCACAUCCAUGACUACUUAUACUUCCAAGUGCUGAGUCCUGGGGACAUUCGAUACAUCUUCACAGCCACGCCUGCCAAGGACUUUGGUGGUAUAUUUCACACGAGGUAUGAGCAGAUUCACCUUGUUCCUGCUGAACCUCCGGAGGCCUGUGGGGAACUCAGUAACGGCUUCUUCAUCCAGGACCAGAUCGCUCUGGUGGAAAGGGGGGGCUGCUCCUUCCUCUCCAAGACCAGGGUGGUACAGGAGCAUGGUGGGCGGGCUGUGAUCAUCUCGGACAAUGCAGUUGACAAUGACAGUUUCUACGUGGAGAUGAUCCAGGAUAGUACUCAACGCACAGCUGACAUUCCUGCCCUCUUCCUGCUCGGCCGAGAUGGCUACAUGAUCCGACGCUCUCUGGAACAGCAUGGGCUACCAUGGGCCAUCAUCUCUAUCCCAGUCAAUGUCACCAGUAUCCCUACCUUUGAGCUGCUGCAACCUCCCUGGACUUUCUGGUAGAAAAGCUGACCCCAAGUUCCAGCUACAGGUGAUUCACUGGCAAGAGGAAACCUAAUAUUCUGCCAUUUGGAGUUUGGAGAGAGACUCUGAGGACAAGUGGAGCCAGGGAGGGGACAGGGAAGCCACACCACUGGCUUUCCCUUCCUUAGGGCCUAUAAGGACAUCUCAUGCUCCAAUAAGAGACAAGAACCAGACCCAAGGCUUCUGGCUACAAUCGGAACAAAAGGUGCUGAAGGCAGGCGGCCUGGUCAUCUGCAGUUUGUCACACACGACCAGUUUUAGCCUCCCACAGCAAGGACUUCCUCACAGUAACCCUUGUAGCUGUUGCUGGAGUGGCUUAAAGAACUGGUAUUCUAAGGAUCCCCCUACUUUUUAGCAAUAAAGCUAAAUAAAGCUCAUCAGGUUUGUACCUGUA